Molecule: messenger RNA, 2453 nt
Organism: Mercenaria mercenaria
Lineage: Eukaryota; Metazoa; Mollusca; Bivalvia; Venerida; Veneridae
Product: lysosomal amino acid transporter 1-like
Exons: 12
Coding region: 221-1615 (464 amino acids)
Source: RefSeq, a predicted model, not a curated record
UCCUGCCAUAAACACGUGUCACGUUUGUUGUCCUUUUUGGAAUUUCCUUGUUGAAUGUUCAUCUAAUAAUUCUACGGAAUGAAAGUAAUCUCUGUGUCAGAAACUGUUUACUUGCAGUGUCCAGUAAAUGUGUAAAACAUAACUCUGUCCAAGUAAUAGACUAUGAAAGGAAUAUUUGAAACAUGUAGAUAUCACCAGGGCCAUACAUUAGUUGGUAAUAAUGGAUCUUGCAGAUCAAUAUAGGACUCUCCAAAUACAGCUUUUAUCAAGAAGCAAGAAUUGCUCGGCUGGUAAUCAAUGGGUAUGGAAUCACUUGGCACAGUGUUUAGAGGAAAAGGAUCACACAUUUGGUUUUGUGUGUGGCUACUUGGCAGUUAUUCUCUGUGCAGUCUCUUACUCAAGUCUAAGCGUUGUUCACGUUCAUCGACCUAACCAAACCCACAAGAACGGUGUCCUCGUGUCUGCUGUACUGAACUGGCUGUCAGAAGUAACCGCAUUAUUUGGAGCGUUUCUAUCUCUACAGCUUCCUACACAGAUUUUAUACAGUAUCGUCUUACUCACUGUGCAUUCACUAUGUUGUGCAUACGUAUGUCUUAGUCCAUCUUCAAAAGGAAAUCAAAAUUUGUUCACAGUUAAGCCUACUAAAAAGAAAUCGAUGUUGAGAAAAUGCAUGUAUCCAUUUUACAUCCUGUUACCUGCCAUCUUUACCAUCAUUUUGACAACAAAAGCAACACAAUCAAUGAGCAGACGGUACGACUUUGUCAGCGCUCGUCCUCUCUCGCUGUAUCAGACAGAGAUAUCCGUGUUUUGGUUGCUGGGUUAUAUUUUAGGAACAGUUGCUGCUAUAUUACUGUGCUGCACCCGUGUUGUUGAAAUGAUGCAUGUCUUUAGAUCCAUGGACAGCAACAGAUGUUUGCCAUGUAUUUACCUGGCGAGUAUAUCCGGAGGACUCUGCUAUAUUUACAGUGUUUUGUCGCAAAGCCUUUCUAUAGUGUUUAUUUUCCACACAUUACCGUGGACAUUGCCGAGGUUAGUUGCUGUUGGAAUGGACUUUGGUAUUUUAAUUCAGCGCAUGCUGUAUAUGAAACAAGGAAGGAAGCGGAAAUUAUCAAAUGAGGAUACCAAGAGCCUGCUUAGUUCAGAAGAAGAUACAGACUUUUCGGAUAACGACAGCGAAGAAGUCAUCUGGAUGCCAUUGAAGAUUUUGGACGAGGCAAAACCUCAAAAUCCAGUUUCAGUUUCAAGGGUGCAGAUAAUAUCAGUGUCUGCACCAUCUAUAGAUAUCCCUGAUCUAAAUAAUGAAGGACAGUAUUAUGACUCGGGCAUAAAUAAAGAUGGCAACAGUGUGAACAUUGAUAACUGCAAAAGUGAGGAGACGGAUAAUCGCGAUACUACAGAUGGUGAUAUAUCAAAGCUUGAUGAUGAGAAAAUUGCAUUAGAAAAACUUAAAGACGACCUUCAGUCUGAUAUAGAGUCAUUGGAAACCAGUAGUUCCAAUUCCAAUGAUGAUCCAAAACAUGUGACAAACAACAAUAUCAUAAAGAAAAACAUUGAAGCUCUGAUAGAGGUGAGCAAAGAGGAAAAAAUAGUUUCAUGGAUGAACAACAGCAAAUGAAAUGUUUCAAAGAGAGACUAAAAUAAUCUUGCGCAAAAUCAAAACCAAAUUUUCACUUUUAAUGUAUUGGUUUAAGGAAAUGUCACUAAGUUUCGUUUUAUUUGGAAUGCUAGAAGGCAGCCAUUCUCAUAUGUUACUGGAAAUGCCUCAUACCGAGAAGUUUGAAAUCAUCCCCGUAUUAUAUCAGUAUGUUUCCAUUUACAGCCUUGUGUGGAAUGCGAUAAGAACAAAUAAACUGAUUCUCAGUCUCAAUGAUCUAAAUUUAAUAUAACUUAAAGAUACAAGUUUAUAUGUAUUGCCUGCCUGUAAAUUAAAUGCUACUCUUUUUCUAUUUUGUGCACAUUUGCAAAUACUUAUUGACUUUAAAGUUACUUUUUCUAACUCACCUAACCUGUUUCAGUUUGUUUUAUUGUAUUUCCUAAUUUACAUAAAGAACCAUAAGUUAUGUGCCAGUGACACUGAAAUUGCUUUGAAAAUUAUAAUAACCGGAAAUUUCCUUAAUAUUGUUCAGCUAUCCCCUAAGCACAGCGUAGAAAUAAGGCUAUAUUCUCCCAAUUGAUUUGUCUCUAUGUUUAGUUGUAAGUAGUUCACUACCCUGAUUUUUUUCUUUUUAUGGGAGACAAAAAAUCAAUUUGUAUAGGAUGCAAGUAUACAUUCGUUAAUAAACAUUGAACUGAGUUUAUAAGCUAGCGGGAAAUCUUGAGAAAGUAAGAAUAUACAUUUUACAUCACAAAAUCGCAUCUCAACGAUGCGAGAUCAUGACUAGCAACUAUGCAGUUAUCAUUAUAAUUUGUUAUUUUCUGUUUGACAUAGAUAAAUAAAAUGUGUUGAAACCGCA